CAAACAAACACAAAAAAAUCUCUGGGAUAAAAGACCGAGUUCGUAAUUUAUAUCCACUUUGGCCGAGUUUUUAAUAUUAUUGAUUAAAGAGUGCUGACUAAAUUCCUUCUAAACUGCUAUAAAAUGGGAGGAUUAAGUCGUUGGCUGGACGUGGAAGUUGGAGCAGACGAAAUAGUUUUGAAUACGCUACCUUCAAACGUAACUUUCGCUGACUUACAAAACGACAAUGAAUUCAAACUUAUCAUAGGUGAUUUUGGGAAGAUUGAGGAUGGCCCGAGACUAAAGAUAUUCAAGGGCACAAUGCUCGUAUCAGAUUUCAGUCUACCAGACUUACCACUGGGUGUAGUUGCCUUCUACAAUAGCGAGAGCAAGCCUCGUCCCUUGCCCUUAUUGGCUGUAGCAUUCAGCUCCUGUAUGUAUAUUUAUAGAAGCAUGAAUCUGUUCUACAAGUACUAUUUACCUUCAAUUGAUCUGAACCCCGGUGAAACAGAAGUUUGGAAACAGUUGGUAGAUCCGGAGAAUCACAAAGAGGAAACUGUGCUGAGAUUAAUAGAGAAUCUAAAAAAGAUACCUGAGAAAGUUCUCAGCAAUCAGUCUAAAGAUUUUUUGACUUUGAAUAUUGAACAGCAGAUGGAAUAUUUGGAGACUUACAACAAUAUUCCUCACAAGAAAUACUCAGAUAUCUCUUGUAUAACCACAUUGAAAAUGAGUUCCGUGGAUAAGUAUGCUGCAAGUUGCCUGGUUGUUGGCUCGGAAGAUGGAGAUGUUAUUAUUUUAGAUCCACAAACAUUUACUCCAUUGACAUGUGUAAAGUUAUGUUCAAUGAAAAGGACUCCGUAUCAGAUAGUAGCCACAGGGCUUUACAGUGUGGAAUACCGAUUGACUGUGGCAACCAGGGAGAAGUGUGUAUGUGUCGUCAAAAGAGAUUGGAUGGAGGGCCGCAUGUUGUUUGCCACGGACGACCACAUCACAGCAAUAGAGGUGUUCACUACAGACAACACAAUCAUGGUCAUCUGUGCUGAUAACACACUGGCUUGUUAUAGUAGAAAGGGCAGGAAACAAUGGUAUAUACCAUUAGAACACAAACCUGUUGCAAUGACUCUAGUGCCGGUGAUGCAUCUCGGAGUCACGUUGGUGGCCGUGGCGCUUACGUCGGGACACUUGCAUCUCUACGACGGCAAAGCUAAAAGAGACUCGCUCUUUAUAAAAGAUGUGGUAUCUGUAAUGAAAUUCGGCCAACUAGGACAAGAGGAGCAUGUAUUCACUAUCAUCACAACAAGUGGAAACCUCAUGCUGAAGAUACUCAAGCGCACAGCGGACUUCAACUCGAGCGGCUCAGUGGAGCACGGGGCCAGUACAGUACAGAAACCCUGGCUCAUACCCAAAAAGUCUAAGUUGUUUCUUGAACAGGCGGCGAGAGAGCGGGAGAAUGCGCAAGCGAUGCACACGACAUUUCAACUAGAGCUGAGCCGUCUGCGGCUGCUGGCGGCGCGCACGCUGUUAGCGGCACAUUCACGCGCUGACAACGUCGUCGCGCAAGGACAAUUCGAGCCCAUACGACUGGCAGCCGAGGUGGAAGGCCUAGGUCCGACGUUCGUUGUGUCGCUGAUAGUGGAGAAUACUUCCCCCGACAAGGCGGUGGUGGGUCUCUACAUACUGUUCCAUGUCCUCUUCACCAGUUAUAAGGUCUCCAACCCCAGUAUCAAGGUGCCGCUGUUGUCCCCGGGCGGGUCGCUGAGGCUGUCGACGCUGGUGGAGGAGCAGUUCGACGAUCUGAACCCCGACGUGUUCUUCCGACCCGUCACAGGACGCGCGGGGGACGCCGCCACGCUAAAGGUUCUACUGAUGAAGUCAGGCCGAAGCACCCCGGUGCUAGCGGCUACAGUACAGAUGCCACCAACUGACCCCAUGAUGGUGCCCUACGAUAAGAUACAGGCGACCGCUGCCGCUCAGCGCGAUCAUGAUGAUGAUGAAUAAAUUGUA
This is a messenger RNA of Aricia agestis (brown argus), 1983 nucleotides long. RefSeq names its product Bardet-Biedl syndrome 1 protein homolog (gene BBS1). The transcript is spliced from 12 exons. Gene Ontology annotation, molecular function: patched binding; smoothened binding. Gene Ontology annotation, biological process: protein localization to cilium; non-motile cilium assembly. NCBI's taxonomy places the organism in Eukaryota, Metazoa, Arthropoda, Insecta, Lepidoptera, Lycaenidae. The record is from RefSeq and is a predicted model, not a curated record. Bases 124 to 1977 code for a protein of 617 amino acids. Gene Ontology annotation, cellular component: centrosome; BBSome; axoneme.